AUGAAAGACCCUAAGAGAGUAAGGUGCAAUGGAGGGUCGAAACGAGUAACGGGAGCAAAGGAAAAGGCAAUGAAGCGAGGGAUUAGACACUGUCGGGAGUGUGGACACAUUGGUCAUGAUAGAAGACAAUGCCCAAGAAAUUUGAACACACCGACAUCACCGUCGAACAAUGACGAAUCAACUCCAAUAGAUCUUAGUGACCCAUUAUUCGACGAAUUUUACAGGAUGCACGGACCAACUCAAUGA
Messenger RNA from Prunus armeniaca (apricot), 246 nucleotides. The record is from the annotation of a GenBank genome assembly. Lineage: Eukaryota; Viridiplantae; Streptophyta; Magnoliopsida; Rosales; Rosaceae.